Molecule: messenger RNA, 1494 nt
Organism: Cyprinodon variegatus (sheepshead minnow)
Lineage: Eukaryota; Metazoa; Chordata; Actinopteri; Cyprinodontiformes; Cyprinodontidae
Product: uracil nucleotide/cysteinyl leukotriene receptor-like
Exons: 2
Coding region: 100-1035 (311 amino acids)
Biological process (GO): positive regulation of Rho protein signal transduction; phospholipase C-activating G protein-coupled receptor signaling pathway
Cellular component (GO): membrane
Molecular function (GO): G protein-coupled receptor activity
Source: RefSeq, a predicted model, not a curated record
CUUCUGGGUGCCCUUAUCAGUUCCUCACCCAAACACAGGGAGCCUUUUGUCUUGCUGAGCAGAUUUUAGAACAACGAUUACAGAUUGGUCUGUGCUAUUAUGACAACUAUGAAUAUUUCCAUAGAGGAUGUAACCAAAGACAGAACACCUCUGUCACUGUGGGAUGUUUUCCUCUCCAUGUACUACAUGCUUAUCUUCACCAUCGCUGUUCCUGGAAACGCCCUGGCUUUGUGGGUCUUCUGUCAACAAAAGAGCAGUUCACCUUCCAAGGUCUUCCUAAGAAGCCUGUCCAUUGCAGACAUCUGUUAUGUCCUUAUUUUACCUAUGCGCAUAGUUUACCACCUGUCUGACAGCCACUGGCCCUUUGGAGUUAUCCUCUGCAAGCUGUCUGGCUUUCUCUUUUACCUCAACAUGUACUGCAGCAUCUACCUGAUGGGAUUCAUCAGUCUGGACAGGCUGUUAGCUGUGACUUUACCUCUACGGUCUCAGGUGGUAAGGAAGCCUUUGUAUGCCAAUGUUGCUGUGGCCAUACUAUGGACUAUGAUUAUUGGGUCUAUGAUUCCAUCACUUUUCUCGAGACACCAUCAAAACACCUCAGCUAAUAUGUCUGUGAGCCAUGACGAGUGCAACAUGCUGUACCUUGAAAACAGUACAUCAUCCAACGCUCUGAUCUCCACCAUGGUUGCUUUUCUUCUUCCCUUCAUUACCAUUAUCAUUGCAUAUAUAGUGAUUCUCUUGAAACUAAGGACCCUGACCCAACAUGAAGGACGCCCUGUGAGGGACAAAGCUGUAAAAAUGAUCAUUCUCGUAGUGAUGAACUUCCUGUUUGCUUUUGCUCCCUAUCACAUCUGCAGGGUGGUAUACAUUAAACAGAUAGGUGGAAGCUUGGAUUUAUUGAGAAGACCCAAUCAGAUCACGUCUGCGCUGACCUGUAUUAGCGGUGUGCUGGAUCCCAUGAUGUAUUUCUUCUUAAACCAAGCUUACAGAAAGACAGUUUUACACCUGUUCUGUAAAACAAGACAAUAUGGUCUGUAAGCUUCUUGAAUGAUGUCUGUUGAUGGAUGUUAUUUUUUAUUCUGAUAUAGGUAAUUUUCCACAUUUUUUUCCAAGCAUCUUUCAGAAUUUCAAUCUACUGCUUUGUGCUAAAGCAAAUAUAUAAUUCUUUUUUUAUUAUUAAACAAAGCACCAGACUGCGCAUAAUUAGAGGUGCUACAUUUAUGUUUAAUCUAAACUUCUAUCUUUCUUAAGUCUAGGAGUGCAUGGAAAGGGAUGCAACUAUCUAUAUUAACAGCUAACUUUAUUUAUUUAACUUUAUUUGAAUUUUAUGUUUUAAAUUUUAUGAUAGAUUUUUCUCAGACAGAUGAAAAACCAGGUAUAGUAUUCAAUAUUGUUUUGUUAAAAAUAUGUGCCAGUUACUUAUAUGUAAAAUAUGUAACAGAAACACCUUCUACUUUAGUUAGAGCUGCGAUUGUUUUGGGGUAUAUGUCUGCCAGC